CCCCUCUUCAAGUGCCUCUUCCCUCUCCGCGACCCGGCCCCGGAGCCUGCGAGGAGCCCUGGUGGGGGUGGGCGUGGGGGUCCGGGGACAGCAGGGACGCUCGGCCCGGGAGAGUGCAGCUGACAGGACUGGUCCCUAGAAGACUGAGACACCUUCCCCUCCCCCGGGAAUGGGCCGGUGCGGGGUGUCCAGGGAGUAGGGUCGGGUCGGAGUGGAUGGACCACGGGCCCCAGAGGGUCUUGAGCCGGGAGCGGAGCCUGCACCCUCCACCACCCGCCCUUCGGGAAAUAGCAGAGCUGUGUGCCAAGAGGCAGGUGCACGGGGGAAAAUGUGUCAGAGUCCUCCCGCUUGGCAGAAGAGAAACUGAGUCACCAGCCUAGGAGCUGCAGGGUCAGCGGGCCUGACGGGGGCUGGGGGGAGGCCACUGUGAGUGGAGCCGGCCCCGGGCUGGACACCGCUCUCCGCUGGGUCCGCAUCUCUUGGCUCGGUUUCCCCGCGCUCCAUGACUCCCGCAUCUCCUGGCCGCUUUUCGUGGGUGUGGAGUUGUCCCAGUGGUCGGGGCCAUCUGAGUGUGUAAGGCCUAGGCCAGGGAGGAGGGGAGGGGUGGCCCGGGUUACAGCCUGGCUGGGUGGGGGGGUGCGGUUUGGGGAGCCUCUCCUGAGCUGUUCUCGCCCAAGUCCCGGGGCCACCACCUUCCCCUAAAAGCAGGAGGGAGGAGCCAAAGGUUGUAAAUUCCACACGCAGCUGGUCGUGAGAACUUGGGAAAGCGCUUCCUUUUAGGACACUUGGACCCUGGCACUGCCCUCCCCCAUAGAGGAGUAAUAGUGGCGGGUGCGUUUCUUGUGCGCUUAUUUUGUGCCGCGCGCCAGCUUGUUCCAGUCCCUGGGAUUCCCCGACCAGUUCCAGGCGGUAGGGAUCAUCGGGUCUGUCUUCCCAGUCACGAAACCUGAGGCUCAGAGAGAGACAGAGAGGACCGUGCGUUUGCUCGAGAUCACACAGCUAAUAGGUGCCUGAGCUGGGGUUUCAGUCCAGGCCUGACUUCAGAACCUAUUAACCACCAGGCUAACCGGCCUUUAGGGCACGCUCCCCAGUGAGAAGAGGGAAGUUAAAAAAACAACAACAACAAACCCUAGGAUCUUUCCCAACACCUCUUCCCCCCUCCCUGGGACGUUUUAUUUGUGUUGUGGCCAGCAACGAUUUGCCCUGAUACAGCUUAGGCCUAGUCUCCUCUGCUUGUGCCGCCUCUGGGCCCCAGACUGGAGAGGCACGGAAGGACUGGGCCGGGGCUGGGGCGCUAGGCUUUCGAGACCGCUGCUUCCGUCCACCGGCACCCAUCCAUCCGCCUUGCCGAGCAGCCGCGCACGGGGAUGUCUGAGGCGGGCUCCGCAGUCCCAGCUCCCCUCGGGCCCCCGAGAGCCGGGGUGGUAAGGGGCCGAGGCUGCGGCUGGUCCAGCCGAUCCCUGGGGGACACGCUGUGCAGUGGGAGAAACGGUAGGCUUGGAGCUCGGAGCCUUGUCUGAGCCUCAGGUGGUAGACGCUCUCCCAAGGAAAGCUGCUGCCGCUCACCCCGUGUCUCCUGGCCGCUUCCCUCUUUGCUGCCCCUCCCCGCAGGCUCCCCCACUCUGCCUCCUGGGGGCCAUCAUGAAUGGUGCCCCUUCCCCAGAGGAUGGGGCCUCCCCGCCCCCGCUGCCGCCGCCCCCUCCCCCCAGCUGGAGGGAGUUCUGUGAGUCCCAUGCCCGGGCUGCCGCCCUGGACUUCGCCCGCCGCUUCCGCCUCUACCUGGCCUCGCACCCGCAGUACGCGGGGCCCGGGGCCGAGGCCGCCUUCUCCCGCCGAUUCGCCGAACUCUUCCUCCAGCACUUCGAAGCAGAGGUGGCCCGGGCCUCGGGCUCCCUCUCGCCGCCACCGGUGCCGGCCCCGCUGAGUCCCGGCCUGGAGAUCCCGCCCCACGACCUGCCCCUUGAGAGCUGCAGGGCGGGCGGGCCCCUGGCCGUGCUGGGCCCUUCUCGCUCAUCCGAGGACCUGGCCGGCCCCCUCCCUUCCUCAGUCUCCUCUACAACGACCUCCUCCUCGAAGCCGAAGCUCAAGAAGCGCUUCUCCCUCCGCUCAGUGGGCCGCUCGGUCCGGGGGUCGGUGCGUGGUAUCCUGCAGUGGCGGGGCACCGUGGACCCUCCCUCCUCGGCCGGGCCCCUGGAGACGGCGUCAGGCCCCCUGGUCUUGGGCGGAAACACCAACUCCAACUCCUCUGGUGGAGCCGGGACCGUUGGCCGGGGACUGGCCAGUGACGGCCCCUCCCCCGGGGAGAGGUGGACUCACCGUUUCGAGAGGCUGAGACUGAGUCGGGGAGGGGGCGGCCCGAAGGAAGGGGCAGGGACGGUGCAGAGGGAAGAGCUGCUGAGUUUCAUGGGGGCUGAAGAGGCAGCCCCCGAGCCAGCCGGAGUGGGCCGGGCCGGGGGGACAGCUGGGCUGGCGGCGGGGGCCGGGGGGCCGCCCCAGUGGCAGAAGUGUCGCUUGCUGCUCCGAAGCGAAGGAGAAGGAGGAGGAGGGAGCCGUCUGGAGUUCUUUGUGCCGCCCAAGGCGUCUCGGCCCCGACUCAGCAUUCCCUGUUCUGCCAUCACGGACGUGCGGACCACCACCGCCCUGGAGAUGCCGGAUCGGGAGAACACGUUUGUGGUUAAGGUGGAAGGCCCUGCGGAGUAUAUCCUGGAGACGGCCGACGCGCUGCACGUGAAGGCCUGGGUGUCCGACAUCCAGGAGUGCCUGAGCCCGGGUCCCUGCCCCACGACCAGCCCCCGCCCCAUGACCCUCCCUCUGGCCCCUGGGACCUCAUUCCUCACACGGGAGAACACAGACAGCCUGGAGCUGCCAUGCCUGAACCACUCGGAGAGCCUGCCCAGCCAGGACCUGCUGCUGGGAGCCAGUGAGAGCAACGACCGCCUGGCGCAGGGGGCGUACGGGGGCCUCUCAGACCGCCCCUCGGCAUCCAUCUCCCCUAGUUCCGCCUCCAUUGCUGCCUCCCAUUUUGACUCAAUGGAACUGCUACCCCCUGAGCUGCCUCCCCGCAUCCCCAUUGAGGAGGGACCCCCAGCAGGGACAGCUCAGCCCCUCUCAGCCCCCUACCCUCCCCUGGACACUCCGGAAACAGCCAAAGGGUCAUUCCUGUUCCAGGGGGAGUCAGAGGGCGCUGAAGGGGAGCAGCCCCUCUCCGGAUACCCUUGGUUCCAUGGGAUGCUCUCUCGGCUCAAGGCCGCCCAGCUAGUGCUGGAGGGAGGCACCGGCUCCCACGGUGUCUUCCUGGUGCGUCAGAGUGAGACGAGGCGGGGUGAAUACGUCCUCACUUUCAACUUCCAGGGCAAGGCCAAGCACCUGCGUUUGUCGCUGAACGAGGAGGGCCAGUGCCGGGUCCAGCACCUGUGGUUCCAGUCCAUUUUCGAUAUGCUUGAGCAUUUCCGGGUGCACCCCAUCCCCCUGGAGUCUGGCGGCUCCAGUGACGUUGUCCUUGUCAGCUAUGUGCCCUCCCAGCGACAGCAGGAACCGAACACCUCCCGUGACCCACCCCAGCCCCCUGAACCCCCUUCAUGGACAGAUCCCCUACAUCCUGGGGCAGAAGAGGCGUCGGGGGCGCCAGAAGUGGCGGCAGCAACAGCCGCAGCAGCCAAAGAGAGGCAAGAGAAAGAGAAAGCGGGCAGUGGAGGGGUCCCGGAAGAGCUGGUCCCCCUGGCUGAGCUGGUCCCCGUGGCUGAACUGGAAGAGGCCAUAGCACCAGGCGCCGAGGCCCUGGGAGGUGCUGCGGGGGUGGGCCCGACGGUACAGCUCCAGCAGUUGCCACUAGGGGGCGACGGAGAAGAAGGGGGCCAUCCCAGAGCCAUUAAUAACCAGUACUCCUUCGUGUGAGACACCCUACCCAACCUCCCUCCACGCUUCUUGCUCCCCAGCCCUCGGGUCUUGAGGCCGGGCCGGGAGGGUCCCAAGGAGAGGUUGGGGUCCCCUCCCCAUGUGCUUCCUGACCCUCGUCGGCCAAAGGCGUCUAUGUUGGUACAAGCAGAGGUUCAAGAGCCCUGUUACCUCCCUCGCGCAUACACUACAGGUGCCCCGUUACCUCCCUGAGGGGCUCUUACGGUCAGCCCCACCCCUGGGGGCCAUUUCCCCAUUAACAACCCCCCAGCCCGUGGCAGGGUGAGGGGGGGAAGGGCUGUCAGUUAUAGUAAGGUUAUUGUUGUUGUUUUAAACAAAAUGGAGAAGCAUACAUAAAUAAAAGGGUUUAUCUCA
Oryctolagus cuniculus (rabbit) is the source of this 4269-nucleotide messenger RNA. It is a transcript of the gene SH2B1, whose product is annotated as SH2B adaptor protein 1. The record is from RefSeq and is a predicted model, not a curated record. Gene Ontology annotation, cellular component: plasma membrane. Lineage: Eukaryota; Metazoa; Chordata; Mammalia; Lagomorpha; Leporidae. Gene Ontology annotation, molecular function: transmembrane receptor protein tyrosine kinase adaptor activity. Gene Ontology annotation, biological process: intracellular signal transduction.